This is a messenger RNA of Cololabis saira (Pacific saury), 1027 nucleotides long. It is a transcript of the gene prdx1, whose product is annotated as peroxiredoxin 1. Gene Ontology annotation, cellular component: cytosol. The transcript has 6 exons. Bases 93 to 689 code for a protein of 198 amino acids. The record is from RefSeq and is a predicted model, not a curated record. Gene Ontology annotation, molecular function: thioredoxin peroxidase activity. Gene Ontology annotation, biological process: removal of superoxide radicals; response to oxidative stress; leukocyte activation. NCBI's taxonomy places the organism in Eukaryota, Metazoa, Chordata, Actinopteri, Beloniformes, Belonidae.
UCCGGUAUAAAUACCGUCGUGGCGCGUCGUCAGUGAGUUUUUGCUCUUCCUUCUCCCCCUGGACCUAGACUGUGACUCUAUUGAGACUGAAGAUGGCUGCAGGCAAGGCUCAGAUUGGGAAAGUGGCUCCAGACUUCACAUCUAAAGCAGUGAUGCCAGACGGACAGUUCAAGGACCUGAAGCUUUCAGAUUACAAAGGAAAGUACGUGGUCUUUUUCUUCUACCCAUUGGACUUCACAUUUGUGUGUCCAACGGAGAUCAUUGCUUUCAGCGACGCUGCGGAUCAGUUCAGGAAGAUUGGCUGUGAGGUCAUCGCAGCCUCUGUCGACUCCCACUUCUCCCAUUUGGCAUGGACCAACACGCCACGUAAACAGGGUGGUCUGGGCGCCAUGAAGAUCCCGCUCGUAUCCGACACGCGGCGCACCAUCUCCACAGAUUACGGCGUCCUCAAGGAAGACGAAGGCAUCGCCUACAGGGGUCUCUUCAUCAUUGAUGACAAGGGCAUCCUGAGACAGAUCACCAUCAACGACCUCCCAGUUGGGCGCUCUGUGGAUGAGACGCUGCGAUUGGUUCAAGCCUUUCAGUUCACCGACAAGCACGGAGAAGUGUGCCCAGCCGGGUGGAAGCCAGGAAGUGACACCAUCAAGCCAGACGUCCAGAAGAGCAAAGAUUUCUUCGCCAAGCAGUAAUAAACUCAAGGCCAUAGUCUGCUGCCUGCUGUAGAUUAUGUUUCUAUUACAUUUCCAGUGAUGUUUCAGUCAGCCGUUGGGUGAGAUUUGUCUUUUUUUUUUUUUGUAGUUACAGUGAGAUACAUUUUCUGUAGCGUGAACGGUGCCCUUUGAUCAAAGUAUGGCUCAAUGGUGUGGCAUUAUAUCCUGUACUUACUACUUGACCAAAGCUGGGGGUCUGUUCAGUCAACCGUCAUGCCUUAGUGUGGUUACAAAGGAUUUGUCUUUGUGCUUUGUAUGUUGCACUUUUUUAAACAUUGAACUGAAUUUAUUUCACCUUAAUAAAGAAUACAAAGAUA